Python bivittatus (Burmese python) is the source of this 2638-nucleotide messenger RNA. RefSeq names its product zinc finger CCHC-type containing 9 (gene ZCCHC9). Gene Ontology annotation, cellular component: nucleolus. Gene Ontology annotation, molecular function: nucleic acid binding; zinc ion binding. Lineage: Eukaryota; Metazoa; Chordata; Lepidosauria; Squamata; Pythonidae. The record is from RefSeq and is a predicted model, not a curated record.
UGCGCAAGUGCGUGGUGCGGAAAGGUUCUUCCGGACAGUCAGGCACGCUGGGAGGAAGAUAAGACGGAGUUGCUUUUGUAAUCCGGAUCAAGCUAAGUCCUGGUAGCUGCCGCGCAGGGGGAUUUAGGAAGCUCCGCUGGCGCUCAGCUGCUUCCCUGGAGGUUUGGGCUCCGGGCCGCUCAUUCCAUCGGUAUCUUUAGCAGUAAACAUCUGGAUCUUGGUAGGAAGAUUUGGAUGAAGCCAUGACAAGAUGGGCUCGAGCAAGUGUCACUCAUAACAAGAAGGCUCUGGAUGCAACACCAUGGGAUGAUCUGAAGAAUAGGGCUGCUAGGACUGUGGAAACAAAUAAAAAGCAAAGCUCUUCAGACAGAUUUUCUUUAAAGAGCAACCAAGUGAAAAAGAAAAAUAAGAAGAAAAAAGACUAUCUGAAUGAAGAUGUCAAUGGCUUUAUGGAAUACUUAAAACAGAACUCACAGAUGUUGCAUAAUGGCCAAUUGAUCAACAGUCAUCAGGCAAAGGAAGAAAUAGCAACUGCUUUGAAAAAGGACAAGCGGCGAGAACAGAGAAGAGUGAAGCGGCAGGAAAUUAAGAAGAACGUGAUGGUGUGCUUCCACUGUCGAAAGCCAGGUCACGGGGUUGCAGAUUGCCCAGCUGUUCUUGAAAGCCAAGACAUGGGAACUGGAAUUUGUUACCGAUGUGGCUCUACCGAACAUGAAAUCAACAAAUGCAAAGCGAAAAUAGAUCCAGCUCUUGGGGAAUUUCCAUAUGCAAAAUGUUUUAUUUGUGGGGAAAUGGGCCAUCUCUCAAGGUCAUGUCCUGAUAAUCCUAAAGGACUUUAUGCUGAAGGAGGGUCUUGCCGGAUUUGUGGAUCUGUGGAGCACUUUAAAAGAGACUGCCCGGAAAAUCAAAACUCAGAUCGAGCAGUAACUGUUGGUCGGUGGGUCAAAGGAAUGAGUGCAGAUUAUCAAGAAGUUCUAGAAAUCCCUGAACCACAAAAAGGAAAACCAAAAGUACCUAAGAUUGUUAACUUUUGACCAUUCUUAUUCUCUAUAAUACUUCUCAAUAUAUGACUCAAAAUAAAAAUUGCAAGUUUUUGAAGAUGCCAAAACUACAUGUUGUCUUCUAAGUAUUGAUCCAGUGAUAAAAUCUAUCCUAAAUGGAAACUUCUUGGAGAGGAAAGAAGAGCCUUUCCACAGGCUAUUGCAGCAACUGACUGGCUGGCCGGCCCAUUAGCUUUGAACCCAAAGGAAAUCUUUCCAAAUAUUGCAUAAUCAGUUGGCCUUUGCUCAGUAAAAGGAAUACUCAGUUGAGGAAGGAUUUGGUCAACUCUAUGUUUAUAAGUAAGAUUAGUUCUUUGAUAGAAUACACCUUAAAAUUAAGUCUUCUUUUAAUAUAUGUAUCCUCUGAAAUCCCAGCCAUGGAUAUAAAAUGAAGAUAACCAAGUGAAAAAUAUUUGCAUACAUAGAUUCCUCCCUCCCUCGCUCCCAAUAGCAGAACUGUAGCAUGAAACGUAGUACAAAUUACUUGGGCUUUUUGUUCAAUCAUUUCUUCCUUUUCAAAUAGUCUAGUGAAUAAAACUGUUUUUUAAAUUAUAUUCUUGGGACAUCAUCUUCAACUCCUGUUGAAAUCAGCUGGAAUUUAAAUAGCUAUAUAUUGUACACUUUGAAACAACAAAGCAAUUUCUGGUUUGAUUUCUUCCAUAUCAUGAAAUUUAUAUUAAUCUCAAUUUCACUUUCACUUAGCAUAUCUUAAAUACCCUUCAAUCUCUGUUCUAAAGAUGGGAACUGAUAUGUCCAACUGCAUGAAUUUGUUCAUUUUGAAAACUGUAUCAGGGUUUAUAAUUUUUUUCUAUUGAAAAAAGCAUUAUUUUAGAAUAUAUUGAACGUAUAUUAAUUAAAUAACAUACUCUUCCUUUUGGAAUGCCUUAAUUUAGAAUGCCUUAAUGUAAAAAAAUCAGAAAAAUCUUUAGGUUGUUGUGUACUAGAGUUAAGGUACCAUGCAAAUAUUUUAAAGAUUAUGACAGAAAUAAAAUAGCUCAAUAGCAAUACAUGAUUUUUAAAAAAAGAUUAUUAUAGAAGCAAAAUCACUGAGGUCUGAAGUGUACCUGUUACUUUUUAUUAUAUACAAUGUUCUCUUUUGUUACAUUCCUACAGUAGAAUAUAAAAAGAGCAGAAUAUCACAAUUCAAGAGAAAAACUAGACUAUACCAGAUAUUUAAACAUGUCUGUAAGUGGGCAUAUCUUCCAUUUUUUGUCACUCUGCAGAUGUGGGGAAAUGGGGAAAAUCUGUGCUAGUAAUUAAAUCUAUCUCAAUAAAAUAUUUGCUUAAGACUGCAGAUUCGGAUAUACCAAUCAAUUGCCAUAAUUUCACAUACUUCUGUUCCUACUAUGCAGAGCAGAGAAGCCUAUUUAAAGAAACAUUCUUAUCCUAUUGAUCAGAUAUUGUAAUAGAAAAUAAUUUAUAUUUAUCUGUCAUUUUUGUUAAUAACAUAUUUUUUUAAAUCGCCUGAUUCAUUAUACAGAAAUUUGUGCCAAAAUGCCUUGCACAGAAAUACAAUUGCAAGAUUGUGAAAUAUAUAUGGUCCUGACUAUGUUCCCUCUAAUACAUACAUGUUAUAAUAAAUAAAUAACAAAUUUAUU